AUGUCUAAAAUUCUAGUUGUUUUCGCUGCGACGGGCCAUCAAGGCGGUUCCGUCGUGAACAGCGUCCUGGAGGACGCGACGCUCUCCAAAGAGUUCAAGAUUCGGGCCGUCACACGCAAUGCGUCGUCCGACGCGGCCAAGGCGCUGGCAAGCAAGGGUGUGGAGGUCGUAGAGACCAGGCUGGACGACGCGGGCUCGGUCGCGGCCGCGCUCGAGGGCUCGCACACCGUGUUCGCGAACACGGUGACGGUGUUCGAGGACUACGAAGAGGAGACCCGCCUGGGCAAGCUCAUCGCGGAUAAGGCCGUCGAGGCUGGCGCCGCGUUCCUGGUAUGGAGCAGUGUUCCGUCGCCGACGAAAGUGACGCACGGGAAGGUCACGCAGGUGACAAGCUUCGAGACCAAAGUCGCUGUGGAGGAUUACAUCAAGACACUGCCCAUCAAGAGCGCGUUCUACUGGCCGGCGUCGUUCAUGCAGAACUUCGCGCGCCCGUUCCGGCCCCAGCCGGCGGACGACGGCCGCUUUCUCAUCAGAAACCUGUUCAACAAGGACACCCCGCUUCCGCUGGUCGACGUCGACGACUCGGGCAAGUUUGUCGCGUCGCUCAUCGCGGACCCUGACUUUUUCGCGGGCAAGCACAUCGCGGGCGUCAGCGGCGUGUACACGCCCGCACAGUUCGCUGAGAUCGUGGGCGCGGCCACGGGCAAGCACGUCGAGUACGAGCAACUGGCCGACGAUGCCUUCAAGGCGCCGCCUCCUUUCAAUUCGGUUCUGGUGACGAGCAUGAUGAAGUACUUCAGAGACUACAAUUACUACGGGCCCGCCCAGGACGAAGAGGUCCAGUUUGCGCUGAACCACGUGCGCUCCAAGCCCAGGACGCUUCAGGAAUAUCUGAAAGCGAACCCGCUCGCGCUGUGA
This is a messenger RNA of Lachancea mirantina, 918 nucleotides long. The record is from the annotation of a GenBank genome assembly. NCBI's taxonomy places the organism in Eukaryota, Fungi, Ascomycota, Saccharomycetes, Saccharomycetales, Saccharomycetaceae.